This is a messenger RNA of Drosophila hydei, 2564 nucleotides long. RefSeq names its product B-cell CLL/lymphoma 6 member B protein. The record is from RefSeq and is a predicted model, not a curated record. Gene Ontology annotation, molecular function: protein binding. The coding region runs from base 116 to 2035 and encodes 639 amino acids. NCBI's taxonomy places the organism in Eukaryota, Metazoa, Arthropoda, Insecta, Diptera, Drosophilidae. Gene Ontology annotation, biological process: regulation of transcription by RNA polymerase II. Gene Ontology annotation, cellular component: nucleus. The transcript is spliced from 5 exons.
AACUAAACCGAAAGAAUUGAAACAUUUUCGGAUAUUUUCAUUUCAGAUGCGAGCAGCAAACGGUUAACAAAGAGCCAUUUAUGUGAGGAACACAGAGGCACAAUCUUCAUGAAUUAUGGAACAUGUAAACACAACAAAUACAAGGCAACAGCAACAGCAGCAACAACAGCAGCGCCAACAGCAGCAACAACAGCUGCAGCAGCAUCAACUGGAACAGCAGCAACAACAUAGCGACAAUCAACAGCAAUUCUGCCUACGAUGGCAUAAUCACCAGACCAGUUUGCUAAGCACUCUGCCGGUGCUGCUGGACCAAUCCCAAUUGACGGAUGUUACCAUUUCGGCAGAGGGUCGUCUGCUGCGUGCACAUCGCGUGGUACUCAGCGCCUGCAGCAGCUUCUUUAUGGAAAUCUUUCGGGCUCUGGAGGCCAACAAUCAUCCGGUCAUCAUAAUACCAGGCGCCAGCUUUGGUGCCAUCGUCGCGCUGCUUACAUUCAUGUACUCGGGCGAGGUCAAUGUAUACGAGGAGCAGAUACCCAUGCUGCUCAAUCUGGCUGAAACGUUGGGCAUUAAGGGACUGGCCGAUGUACACAAUAAUAAUCUACCUAAGACAGCAAAAAGUACGCCGACUGCCUGUAUGGAGUCGACCGGCGUAGAUAAGCUACCGGCAUUCGAUACCACUCGAACACCAUCGCCCACGCCCACGCCCACAGCCACACCCACGCCUACGCCCACAAGUACGCCCAACCUGGCCAUGUCCAAUCCCAGUCUGCAAGCACCGUUGCUCGCCAAUAAGCUGGGAUCGCCAUUGGAGAAUUUCUUCUUGAAGUCGUUGCAAUUCUAUCCGAAUCUCUUGCCGCAACCUUUGAACUUCUCCCAAACGGCGUUGAACAAAACCACAGAGUUGCUGGCCAAAUAUCAGCAGCAGUGUCAGCUCUAUCAAAGCAACCUGGAGGAGGAGGAAUGUUACGGAGCCAAGCGUAUGAAGACGGGCAGCGGCACAGCGGGCAGCAUAAGCCACUCACAAAAAGACAUCAAGCGCAUAGACAAAAUCGUGGAAAAUUUAAGAACUAGCUCCAGCAGUAAAUCGCCCAUGGAAUGCGGUGCUCCGAACUCGAUCGUGGCCACUUCACCUGUAACACUUGCUCCUCAGACCAUGUCGCACUUCUCGCCGCAGCUGCCUGUGGUCAAGACAUCGCCCAGCUACAACAAUCCCUUGAAUCCCGCCAGCCAUCUGUACAGCGGCGCCAAGCUGCCCGGCUAUAGUGCCGCUGCCACGCCCACAACGGCACAGCAAGCAGCACAGUCGCAUCUGGCAAGUCCGCCCUACAUAACGCCCGAGGAUCAUGUCAAACUACAGCAACACAUCGAGCAAUACGCAGCUUGUCAACGAGAAGCGGCGGCCGCUGCGGCAGCUGGUCAACUGAUCAGCGCCAAGUCGGAGCCGAAUUUGUUGUCCCUGAGCGCUGAGAAAAUGGUGACGCCUAACAAGCCGCCAUCCAACUCUAAGCUCUAUGCCACGUGCUUCAUCUGCCACAAGCAGCUGAGCAAUCAAUACAAUCUGCGUGUGCAUCUCGAGACCCAUCAGAACGUGCGCUAUGCGUGCAAUGUCUGCUCACACGUGUCGCGUAGCAAGGAUGCAUUGCGCAAGCAUGUCAGCUAUCGUCAUCCGGGCGCGCCGUCACCCUGCGAAAACGAAGCCCGACGCAAACGCGUCACCAAGCUGGCAGCUCAAUCAAUCUCCGCCAACGCACCGACGGCUACAGCAACCAGCAGCGAUAUGACUGCAGGCGAGGUAUCAGGCGCCAGCUCCGGCUCAGGCUCUGGCUCUGGCUCUGGCCCAGCCUCGCUUUCCGCCAAUCCGUAUCUAUUUCUACCCAAUCAGUUUCAACUGGCUGCGGCUGCUGCUGUGGCCGAGGCGAAUACAACAGCGUCAAGCUUAGAUGUGGCGCACGAAGUGCCCACGUCCAUGAAAAGUGUAACUCCCGUCGCCCGCAAUGGUGAUGCAGGCAGCGAGACGGAUACAACAAUCAUUUAGAGCACCUGAGAUUCACAUAUGUAUAUAUAUAUAUAUAUAUAUGCUUCCUCACACACACACACACAAAAACACGCACACAAACACGCUCUCACUUUAAAUUAACCCCACCGUGCACCGAAACCAAACGUCUUAGACCCGGCUGUGAUACUUAGCACAAUUCGUCGAUUUAAUUUGAAUUUAUUCUCUUAUUAAUUUUAGCGCCAUUUGUUAGAGUUUCGCUUGCACUUAUCGACAAAACGCUUCGAUAAGUCUGCAAGUGGUGGCAUCACUGUCACAGUUUGAGGGUGACAUGUCCUAACAGUUUGGGUAGCACUGACUGCAUUCACCCAAGCUGUUUCUAUGAUCAGAAACUGUAAUAUUGCGAGGCUUUUAAUUUACCUUCUACAAAGACCAACACACACACUCUCACACACUCUUACGCACACACGCCUACACAUUCUAAUAAAUUAAGAGCAAUUUUUAUAAAUAUUAUAAUUAUACACCAAAAACACGUACACACACAUGCACACAAAAAGACAAGGUGAAGACC